AUGGUUCUUGAACGUUGGCCUUGCAACGAACCCAUCCCUGGGGCAAAGGGAUGGUCGAUUACCGACAUCAGUUCGAAUGGAAUCAAUUUGAUUUUCACAUACAUGAUUAGCAAGGACGAGACGAAGAACCUGGCCCCUCAAAUUGUCUUAUGGUCAGAUGAUUACACGGACUUGGUGGUGGGGAGUGAGGAGUGGUUGGACAUACCGAUCGUUACGGGCGAAUCUGAAUCAGGGGAGCUCGUGGUCCUCGCCCGUGUCAAAAACUGCGCGCCUGAGGUGGAGAACGCUGCUCGUCAAAACGAUGGAGGCGCUGACUGCCCUCCACUACUCCGUGCCAGAGUGCGUAGCCAGAUUAUGGAAGAUAAUACCUUGAAGGUCAUCAAAAAAAAGAAGACAACAACGACCUCCACACAAGUUGGCCGGCAGAAGCGCAAAUUGCGGGAGGAGCCGAAGCCUUCAGGAGCAGGUGUCGAGGCGGAAAAACUUACGUCUUCGGAUGGGGAAACUCAGGACGACCCUCGCGCUCCUGUAAUCUCCCCCAUUCGUUCCCCUCCAGCCAAACGUGUCCGUCGCCAGGAGUUGGUAGGCCAAGGGAUUGUUUUGGGUUCACAGCCAGUGCGUGAGAUCCAAGGUGGACCCAGAGAUGGCGGUUGGGAGAGUCAAGAUGGGCCGCUUCCCCAGAGCAUGUCCCAGGGCCCAGACAAUGAGCGCGGGCUGGACCAAGUGCAUGGUUCACGUGGGAUGUCCCAGCAGCGGAAUACUCAUAACGAGGCUGGUUCAGACCGUGCUGGUGGCUCUCGUCUGAGGGCAUGGAAUGAUGCCGAAGGCUGUGAUCACAAUAACUUCGACACUGAUGUGAAUAUGUAUGACGAAGACGACGCUUUCAUGGACGAGUAUCAGACUACGAGGUUCGAACCCUCUUUUUCCAUGCAGGAUCACUAUCACCGACCACCGCCCCAGUUCUCAAAUAACCAACAUUAUGGCCACCAUCCACAACAGUAUGCAACAUCUGACUUUGGUGGAAGAGGCCGUGGUCUCCGCUCCCAAUUUCGAGGACAUGCUCGUCCGUAUGACUCUAAUGGCUACUAUGGCCGAGGAAACGAAGGGUUCACUGGGCAUGGCCCUCGCAGGGUUGGACGCGGGCAUUCGGAGAAUGGCGAUGAAGAGCGAUUCACAGAUGGUGGCGUGUUACGUCGACGACACCCUAGUGAGGGCCGUGGAUUCUGA
Messenger RNA from Laccaria bicolor S238N-H82, 1227 nucleotides. RefSeq lists its product as uncharacterized. The transcript has 2 exons. NCBI's taxonomy places the organism in Eukaryota, Fungi, Basidiomycota, Agaricomycetes, Agaricales, Hydnangiaceae. The record is from RefSeq and is a predicted model, not a curated record. Bases 1 to 1227 code for a protein of 408 amino acids.